UUUCUGUGGCUGCAACUAUAAUGUGUAUUUUGGGCUUGAAUUAGUACAACAUCCUCUUCGAAAAAACAACAUUGCUGUUUUUGCAUAAAUUGAUGAUUGCUUUCAAGUAUUGGGCCAAUUUUUAGAUUGAUGGAGAAUCAAUCCAUUCAAUACUGCUUCGAGGGUUUUCGUAAAAGGAUCGGAUUUUAGGUAUUUCUCCUGAUUUCGGAUUCGUGGCUAAUUCAACUAUUUUAGCCUUUUGAAGCGUAAAAUGAACCCAAAAGAAGGCGAAGAAUGAAGAUAGUGACGUACAACGUAAACGGGCUGAGACCUCGAAUCUCACAGUUCGGCUCUCUUCGCAAAUUGCUCGAUUCCUUUGACGCCGACAUCAUCUGCUUCCAGGAAACAAAGCUCUCGAGGCAAGAGUUUAGAGCUGAUUUGGUGCAGGCUGAGGGCUACGAGUCCUUUAUCUCUUGCACUCGCACUACUGAGAAAGGCCGAACUGGAUAUUCUGGUGUGGCGACAUUUUGCCGUGUCAACUCUGUGUUUUCGAGUGAUGAGGUAUCUUUGCCAGUUUCUGCCGAGGAGGGCUUUACUGGUGUUCUUAAGGAUUUCUCAGGUUCAGGGUACAGGAAUAUUGAAUAUUCACCACUAAUGGCAGAAGAUGUUUCUGCUGAUGAGCUUCUGAAAAUUGAUGGUGAAGGACGUUGUAUAAUAACUGACCAUGAACAUUUUGUUCUUUUCAAUAUAUAUGGCCCUAGAGCUGUAGCUGAUGAUACGCAAAGAAUCCAAUUCAAGCUUGAUUUUUACAACAUACUGCAGAAAAGGUGGGAAUCUCUUCUAGAUCAAGGGCGGAGAAUAUUUGUUGUUGGGGACCUCAACAUUGCCCCCUAUGCGAUAGAUCGUUGUGAUGCUGGGCCAGAUUUCGAGAAAAACGAGUUUAGAACUUGGUUUAGAUCUUUGCUGGUGGAAAAUGGAGGUGGCUUUUUUGAUGUUUUCCGGGAAAAACAUCCUCAGAGAAGAGAAGCCUACACCUGCUGGUCGACAAAUAGUGGUGCAGAGGAGUUCAACUUUGGGUCACGUAUUGACCACAUUCUUGGUGCUGGGCCGUGCUUACAUAAAGAAGAAAAUCAAGAACAUAGCCUCAUCACUUGCCAUGUUAAAGAGUGCGACAUAUUAGAGCAGUUUAAACGUUGGAAACCUGGUAGUACACCCAGGCAUAAAGAACAAAAGACGAGAAAUGGAAAAAUGGAGGGCUCGGAUCAUGCUCCUGUCUACAUGAGCUUGGUAGAUAUCCCCAAUAUUCAGAAACACAAUACUCCUUCACUGUCUACUAGAUAUUGUCCCCAGGUCUAUGGAUGUCAGCAGACACUAGUGUCGAUGUUUGCGAGAAGGCAAUCUGCAGAAGAUAGUAACUUAUCUGGAGGAUCCAGUUCCAUUUCAGAUGAUAAUGACGUCUUCGAGAAGUGCAGUCAACUCAAUAAAAGACCUCUCCAUUCAUGUAGCUCAGCUUCAUCAGACUUCAUCCAUCAAGGCGUACUUUGUACAUCAGGUGUCUGUUACAAAGAAUCAUUUAAAGAACCAUCUUCUGGCUCACAGACUUCCUCUACAAUUGGUCAUACUAAAUCCUCAGUGGUUUGCAAGAAAAAAGCAAGAAAAAGUCAAUCGUCUCAGGCUCAGCUUUCACUGAAGUCAUUUUUCCAGAAAACAGUAGGUGGUUGUAGUGACUCAAGCAGCUUUUCUUCUGAUAAGGAGCUUACUCAAGAAGAUAUCUCCAUUGGUGAACCAAAUGAAACAUUCACUGAAGGUAGUGAACAUGAUGAUGUGAAGGAAUUGCAGGCAAAACAAUGUGCAUUAGUGCAUGAGGAUAUGUCUCAACCUGCUGAAAAGAAGAAGAAUAAUGCAGCCCUAGUUGAAUGGCAAAGGAUUCAACAGCUUAUGCAAACUAGCAUACCUCUUUGCAAGGGCCACAAGGAACCUUGUGUCUCCCGCAUAGUGAAGAAACCAGGACCUACUUUAGGGCAACGAUUUUAUGCAUGUGCACGUGCAGAGGGACCGGCAUCUAAUCCAGAAGCAAACUGUGGAUUCUUUAAAUGGGCUACUGCAAAGUCAAAGAACAAAAGAUGAUUUUGAUGGAACAAACCAUGAAGAUCUUGAUCAAUAUUAACAUUCAGCUAUGAAACUAAGUGAGACUUCUCAAGCUCCCUCUGUUGUCUAAGAAGGUACCAAAUUUAGUUAAUAAUGUUUUAAUUUUGCAUUUUUGUUGAAGGCGCAAUUGCGUUGUACUUUUUAGUAAUUAUGCUUCUUGUACUUCUUAAAAUUGUUUAACAGAAAUUAUAAACAAGAUAAAAUUGAUGUGUUUCAGUAAACUUGCUUAAACCAUCUCUGUCCUGACUUUUCAAUUUUUUUGGGGAACCCAAGAUCAACCCAUCAGCUUGCUAACCAGCAAAUUUUGAUUUUGAGUUCGGUUUAUCAGCUGAGAGGUUACAGUCUUGUAGAUUUCUUGUGGCACUUCAACACCCUUAGGCAUCACAAAAACCAAUUAACCUAGUUAAUUCUCCUGAUUCUAGACGAUCCUUCUUGAGUUAAGAAUGUAAAUCUUCGUGCACGCGGACCAAACUUGCUCUUUCGUAUCAACAAAGGUUCUUUAUUUAUAUGGCCUUAACUUUUCGUGACGUGGAUACGGCUUUCCAUAUCUGAAGUGGGUCGUAGUUUAUCAUGUGUCCAAUAGGCAAAGAAAAGUUUGUUGUAUUCUACUUGCCUGAUUAUUUUCAUGAUGGUCUAAUGUUUAAUUUUUAUGUAUUCUGUGUGAGUGCACAUGGCUUUCAUAUGGUGCCCACAAACAUUUCAUAGUCCAUUUUGGCCCUCUCGUAAUAACCUCAACAGCAGAUGCCCAAGAUAGCAAGAGAUGUGACAUGUUUUUGUAUGGUUGUGAGAUGUAAAAAAAAGUAUGUUGGGCUAUAGAGCGCAAUAAGGGCACGUCUUUGGUAUAAUCACAUAAUCGUCUUCCAAAACGAUGUGUAUCACAACUCUUUGUUACUGGUUAUCAUUGUGAACUUAUCAAAAUAUGGCUGCUUGAACAUGAUACGUCGCACAGUGUAUCUUGCAGGAAAACAUUGCAGGUGUAUUCUAUUUUGCCCGAUUGGAGAAAAGAGCAUCAUUUAGGAAAUCGGAACUGGAGAAUCCAUCCAAGUUGCACGCCAGGCAGGCCCGGUAAGCCCCUCUAGAAGGGUCUAGCUUUUGGCCCUCCCCAAUGAUGCUCGUGAUGUUGAUAUAUCAAAUUUGGAUGCAUUACUAAUACUAUUUUUGAAUGUAUUCUUACUAUAUGUGCCACACAUUUAUAUGACACUUCCCAAGUGUGGACAAGCUAUAUUAUUGAAUGAGGACAAUAUUCACAAUACAUACAUUUUA
Molecule: messenger RNA, 3390 nt
Organism: Salvia miltiorrhiza (redroot sage)
Lineage: Eukaryota; Viridiplantae; Streptophyta; Magnoliopsida; Lamiales; Lamiaceae
Product: DNA-(apurinic or apyrimidinic site) endonuclease 2-like
Exons: 10
Coding region: 274-2106 (610 amino acids)
Biological process (GO): base-excision repair
Cellular component (GO): nucleus
Molecular function (GO): phosphoric diester hydrolase activity; zinc ion binding; double-stranded DNA 3'-5' DNA exonuclease activity
Source: RefSeq, a predicted model, not a curated record